Molecule: messenger RNA, 3366 nt
Organism: Danio rerio (zebrafish)
Lineage: Eukaryota; Metazoa; Chordata; Actinopteri; Cypriniformes; Danionidae
Source: RefSeq, a predicted model, not a curated record
CAGAACAGCAUCCUCAAAUCAUCAUGAUCUUCAGUAAAUAACGCAGAGAAAUGAUGACAUGGCCUCAAAGUCAGAGCAGCUGCUGAUCGUCGUCUCCAUUCUUGAAGGUCGUCAGUUUCCCAGAAGUCCGCGGCUCUCUCUGGUAGUGGAAGCUCGUUUUGAUGGAGAGACUCUGUCCACAGACCCCGUGGAGCACAAGGAACAGCCACAGUUCUGCACUGAACUGGCCUGGGAGCUGGACCGCAGGACCCUUCACCAGCACAGACUCCAGAGGACACCAAUCAAACUGCAGUGCUACGCCGUGGACUCCAGCACGUCUGCCAGAGAGAGUGUGGGAUACAUCGUCCUGGACCUGAGAUCAGUGCAGGAGAUCAAGCAGGCUCCUAAAUGGCAUCCUCUGCUCAGCAGUAAAUACACCAAACUGAAGCCCGCGCUGCUGAUCGGCAUGAUCUUAGAGAACGACAACAAACAAACAGCAGAAACCUUCAAAGCCAAGAAAGCUCCACCGAGACCAGGUUCUCCAGCUCUGCUUCCGCUGGACGCUGAAAAACUCAAAGCGGUUCUGAAUGAGGAGGAAGGUUUUCAUCAGAUCGGUCCUGCAGACGUCUGCGCUGAGAUGUUCGUGCUGUCGGUGACGGUCGCGUUUGCCACCAAACUGGAGCAGCUGAUCUCCAGCUCCGCUAAGCUGUCCAGCGAGGGCUCCGAGUUCUUCUUCUACUACACUCUGCUGGGAAACGACGUCACCAGUGAACCGUUCCAGAACCUGCUGAGUCCAAACUUUGAGCCGGAGCGAGCGUCGGUCCGCAUCCGCAGCUCUGAGCCAGUGUUGAGGCUCUUCUUCAGCCAGCAGCCCUGCCUACAGAUUCAUCUCUGCUGUGGAAAUCAGUCUCUGGGCAGCACUGACAUCAGUCUGGCGGGUUUAAUAAAGAGCAGUUCUGAUCUGAACAAACACUCGUGCACUAUUGAGGGCGCGUUCAUCCUGCAGCCUCCGAACCGCUCCAAACCCAGCCUGCAGACGGUCCCGGCAGAGCUGCAACCCACAGUGGGCAUUUCAGUAACACUGAGACCUGAAGACGUCAAUAAUCAGCUAGACAUGCCCACUGAGAAUGGCCUUAAAACUCCAGUGAAGAAAGGCCGUGUUCCAGCCGGCCGUCAGGAGGAGUGUGUUUCCCUGCGGAGCCCGUCAGCGCUCAGCAGAUCUCCAGAUCCUCCUCACAGGUCUCCACACACUUCACCUGAACACCGGCACUCUGAGAGCGAAGCCGAGAGUCUGUCAGGUGAUGUCACACAGGCCCCGCCCACAGCCCAUCACCGGCAGGCCUCGCCCACAUUGCAUGACAGACAUGCCCCACCCACAACACAUCAAAGACUGGCUCCACCCAUAUCAGAUGACAGGCUGGCUCCGCCCACAACACAUGAUGUUCCCGAUGUGCUCGUACGAACUGAAGCUGACGCCGCAGACUCUUCCGUCUCUGUUUCUGCCCCAAAGAUCUCCAUCCCAGCCUCCGCUCAUCACUUCUGCUUCUCUCUGGACCUGCGCAGCAUCCGAGACCUGAGGACCAGCUCACCUGUUAACUGCUACCUCAGAUAUGCAUAUCAGUUCUUCGGCAGUGCUGCUCCCAUCAUGACCAGCCCGGCGGUGGAGGUGAAGAAGAGCACGGAGGUGUUUUUACCACAGUCUUACUGCGCUUUUGACUUCGCAGCGCUGCCCAAUCAGCUGCAGGACACUUUCCUCAGGGUUCCUCUGCUGGUGGAGAUGUGGCACCGAGAGCCGGGUUCUGGAGAUGUUCUGCUGGGUUCAGUCAGUAUUCUUCUGUCUCGGCUGCUGAGCUCAGAGAAAACUCGAUUCCUGGACGCGUCCGGCCGACAGCACUGGAGGAGGAGCUGCACAGAGAGAGUCCCCAUCAGGACAGCAGACGGGUCUGAGAAGCUGGCUGAGCUCUGUUAUGUGGCCGUUCUUGAAGAUCUGGGCUUCGUGAAAACUCAAGACAUCCUCGUCUCGGAAUCCUCACAGGGGCCAUCAGCAGCAGCGGCUCCUCCUGAGGGCCCCAGUGAGACUCUCACUCGACCCCGAGAGACCCUUGAGUACAAGGCAGCGCUGGAGCUAGAGAUGUGGAAGGAGAUGCAGGAGGACCUGUUCGAUAACCAGCUGAAGCAGAAGGAGCUGAACCACAUGCAGGCGCUGGCGGAGGAGUGGAGGAAGAGAGAUCACCAGCGGGAGGCGCUCAUCAAGAAGAAGGAGCUGGAGUUCAGUCUGCUGGAGGAGCAGCUGCAGAAAACACUGGCCGAUCUGGAGCUCCGAGAGAAAGCCCUGGCCCACGCCACGCAGCGGCUGCAGAGAGAGCUGCGCUGUGAGCAUGAGUUGAGUCUGCGGGAGCUGCAGGACAGCGGCCGGCGUCUGCGAGAGGACUGCCAACAUCAGCUGGAGCUGCAGAGGGCAAAGGUCACGCAGCUGGAGGAUCAGCUGACCCGACAGCGACAGCAGACGCAGGAGGCUGAGAGUAAACACCGUCAGCUGGAGAAAGAGUUCCAGCAGUUCCGGGAUCAGCAGAGUGUCCGUCCAGAAGCCCGACUGCAGUCCGAGAUUAACCUGCUGACCCUGGAGAAGGUGGAGCUGGAGCGUAAGCUGGAGUCGGCCACUAAAUCUAAGCUGCACUAUAAGCAGCAGUGGGGGCGAGCGCUGAAGGAGCUGGCCAGAUUCAAACAGCGUGAGCAGGAGAGCGCUCUGUGUCGUCUGAAGAAGCAGCAGCAGGAGCUGGAUCAGAUGCGUCUGCGCUUUCUGGCCGCUGAAGAGAAGGAGACGGUGAAGAGCGACAAACAAGAGCUGCAGGACAUACGCAACCAGCUCAACAGGCUAAAGCAGCAGGAGGAUCCGCCGCGCGGUUGGACAGACGCAGCACAGGUGUGUGUGACGGAGAGCGCAGAUGAACACGUGACGCGUCUGCUGGAGGAGAGAGACACACUGCUGCGCACCGGCGUAUACACACACCACGACCGCAUCAUCGCUGAGCUGGACCGGCAGAUCCAGCAGGCCAUCAAGCCCUCCUGAACACACAUGCUCACUCACAAUCAUACUCAUAUACACACACACACUCGCAUUGACAUGCAUACACACAUAUAUGUACAUGCACACACUCACUCACACAAACGUGCCCACAGACACAUACAUGAACUCACACACAGAUGUGCAUAUACACACUCUUCCUCAAAUCCGAGUGUGUGUGUUCAGCAGGGGGCGCUGUUUCUCAACAGGUCACUUUAUUACAGACUCCUCAUCAGGGCUUCAUGUCUGACUUUAUUUAUAGUGUUUCUUAGUGUUUUUACUUCAUUUAUGAAUAUGCUUAAUAAAUAUUUUCCUGCCGUUCA